Molecule: messenger RNA, 2343 nt
Organism: Purpureocillium takamizusanense
Lineage: Eukaryota; Fungi; Ascomycota; Sordariomycetes; Hypocreales; Ophiocordycipitaceae
Gene: lsb6
Product: 1-phosphatidylinositol 4-kinase
Exons: 3
Coding region: 1-2343 (780 amino acids)
Biological process (GO): endosome organization; Golgi organization; phosphatidylinositol phosphate biosynthetic process
Cellular component (GO): lysosomal membrane; fungal-type vacuole membrane; plasma membrane
Molecular function (GO): 1-phosphatidylinositol 4-kinase activity
Source: RefSeq, a predicted model, not a curated record
AUGCCUCGCGAUCGGCCCGCGACGACGGGUUACGAGCGCCUUGCUCAGGCCGACCGCUUCAGCGACGACUCGGACGACGACCAUCCCCUCGCCGAGUCCUCCGCCUCCCUCCAGCCCGCAUCCGCGCCGCGCUAUGCCCCCAUUACGCAGCCUCGCCACAGGUCGGGCGUCGCCAGCCCCAAGGCCAGGCCCAAGUUUCGCCGGCGCGUGGGGAGCAACUCGGGCGUCGAUAUCAAGGCCAUCAACGCCCGCCUGGAGCGUUGGGCCGACGAAAUUGCCUCCCGCUUCAAGCGUGGCAAGGGCAAGCAUCACCUGGGCGAAGAGGACCGUCUUGAGAUCCACCAUUCCGUCUUCCAGCCCCCCGAAGGAGUCCGCCCCGCCACGCCCGAGGGACUAGCUGAGACUGCCGGCGGUGACAUGACCAAGUCCGAAUUCGAGGCGAUUGUGGAGAGCGUGCGCUCGGCCAUCCGUCAGGAGAUACACCCCAGCAUGAUCUCGCAAGGUAGCUCAGGCAGCUACUUUGCUCGGAACCCGGAUGGCAAGAUUGUCGGCGUAUUCAAGCCCAAGGACGAGGAGCCAUAUGCAGCUGGAAACCCCAAAUGGAAUAAAUGGAUACAUAGGAACCUAUUUCCUUGUUGCUUUGGGCGAGCCUGCCUUAUCCCCAACUUGUCAUACGUCAGCGAAGCCGCCGCCUAUGUACUCGACGCACAGCUCCGAACGAAUCUCGUCCCGUAUACCGACGUGGUCUGGCUGUCGUCCAAGUCCUUCCACUAUCCUUUCUGGGACCGCCGCAGCUUCUACCGUAAGAAGAAGCCUCUCCCUCCGAAACCGGGAAGCUUUCAAGUGUUCCUCAAAGGCUUCAAGGACGCCAAUGUCUUCCUGCGAGAGCACCCCUGGCCGGACCAAUACUGGUCUGGCUUCCGAACGAACGAUACACACCGGCACAGGCGUAAGAGGUGGACUGAAAGUUGCCGGCCCUCGACAUCCGGGUCGCCGGACGAAGCCGAUUCCAGCGACGACGAGCAGUCGAGCUCACGGGAGGAGCCUUCUGGGCCGCCACGCUUCGCCUGGACCGAGCCCUUGAAACAGUCGUUCCGAGAGGAACUGGAGAAGCUCGUCAUCUUGGACUACAUCAUGCGUAACACGGAUCGAGGUCUCGACAACUGGAUGGUCAAGGUUGACUGGGAGUCCGGCCAGGUAUCGCUGGCCUCUGAGCCCGUUCAUUUGAACAUGAACCCGCCGUCUGAAGGAAAUGGGCCCCGACCAGUCGAUGCUUCUCGAAUGUCCCCUUCUCCGACGUCAGCAUCGUAUCCCUACAAGAGACAGAAGCCAAUGGAUGCAUCAAACAGCAAGCCAACUGGUAGCAGUGCCCAGAUAUCCAUAGGAGCCAUUGAUAACUCGCUGUCAUGGCCCUGGAAACACCCAGAUGCAUGGCGCAGUUUCCCCUUUGGCUGGCUUUUUCUCCCCGUCGAUCUCAUCGGGCGCCCAUUCUCGCAGAAGACAAGAGAUCAUUUCCUGCCACUCCUAACUUCCACUGCUUGGUGGAGCCAGACGCAAUUAGCUCUCAAGAAAGUCUUCCAGAUGGACGAGGACUUUCAGGAGCGCAUGUUUGCCAAGCAAAUUGCCGUCAUGAAAGGCCAGGCGUGGAACGUCGUUGAGGCGCUCAAGACUUCGGACCACGGUCCGCUAGAACUCACUCGUCGGGCGAGGGUCUGCGUUUGGGACGACCUCGUCGACGUGCCCGUGGCGGUGCCCAUGCGGGUGACAUCGUCGGAGCUGCGGCGGACCACGGACAUGCGCCAGUCCAUGGACGAGGCCGACAUUGCCACUUCCGUUCCCAGCAGCCACGUUCCCGUCGACGACCUCUUGGGCCUCGCCAGCGCCCCUGUCGACAUGCCGCGCUCCGGUCGCUUCGAAAUGACCAGUCCUAUAGGCGAGGACGCACAGUCGCCUACCAAAAGCUCCGUCAAUCCAAUGGACCUGGGCCCCAGCAGCGGUCACGCCGCAGGCGCGUCGAUCACGGACCAGCUCGCACCGCAGCCUAGGAGCACGCAGAGCUACCAGGGUCCGUCGAGGGCCCUCAACGUCUACGAGCCGGCGCGCAGCGGCGGUCCUCGCCAGCAGCGGCGGUACUCGUUUGCCACGGCCGCCGCGCGCCGCAGUAGCAACUCCAUCGCGCAGCACCUCCAUCGCGGCGACUCGCACGAGGGGUACGACGGCGACGAUCUCGAGGGCGAUCUCGGCUACGCCGCCGCGGAGGGCCAGAUGGGCAACCAGCGCAAGGUCAUCGUGGAGCGGCUCGAGGCCGUCAAGAGCCGGAACCCCGUCUUCACUUGGUGCUGA